AUGUUUGACCCUGGAGCCACAUUGGGGGACAUACCACUUCCUACUUUGCAUUCUCAAUUUCCCGAGCAGCCUAUGGUAAAGCCUACUCCCCAAAUGUACACCAAUCCUGCUAUGGUAUGGAGCACCCCCAACUCAGCACCAGCCCAGCAUGUAGGCCCUAUGCCAGUCGGGCCACCGAUAGAGCCCCUGAAUCCUACUCUCGGAUCUACCACAUCGUUUCAGAAGCCAGCUACCUUGCACCCGAUGAACCCCCCUCAAGGAUCUCAGUUUCCAACAAAUGCCCCUGCUCAGAGACACCCAGUGCCGAAGCCCCGGGUGCCUGACCCUGGCAACCAGCAGGCAUACGAAGCAUGGAUCGAAUGGCGCAAGGCAAACGAGCCUGGCUAUGCCAUAGAGUGCAAGCUAAGGCAGCAACGUCGAGCCCAAAGGAACAUGGGAAGCAAGCCGCAUGCACAGGCUUCGAGAAGUCUGGAAGUGAAAUCAACCGCUUAA
Molecule: messenger RNA, 492 nt
Organism: Clonostachys rhizophaga
Lineage: Eukaryota; Fungi; Ascomycota; Sordariomycetes; Hypocreales; Bionectriaceae
Source: the annotation of a GenBank genome assembly